Messenger RNA from Spodoptera frugiperda (fall armyworm), 4422 nucleotides. It is a transcript of the gene dachs, whose product is annotated as unconventional myosin-IXb. The record is from RefSeq and is a predicted model, not a curated record. The transcript has 11 exons. NCBI's taxonomy places the organism in Eukaryota, Metazoa, Arthropoda, Insecta, Lepidoptera, Noctuidae. Gene Ontology annotation, molecular function: actin filament binding; ATP binding; cytoskeletal motor activity. Bases 374 to 3529 code for a protein of 1051 amino acids. Gene Ontology annotation, cellular component: myosin complex; vesicle; actin cytoskeleton. Gene Ontology annotation, biological process: vesicle transport along actin filament; actin filament organization.
ACUUUGGUAUCUGUAUCCGUGCCGCUGUGCCUACAAUCCGUUUUCGUCGAGCCUCGAACAUCGCUCGUACUUACAUUCGUGUGCUCCGCGCUGUACUCGGUCGACAUCUUCCAGUGCGCGUGUUCCCUUAAGGAGACGGAAACAUUCAACCCUUUCUGCAAUGCUGCGGAUUACUUUGGUGAAUGCAGGAAACUUAUUAAAGUUUCUAGCCCAAAAGUAGGUGUCGGCGCGGCGGGGGGUGGCGGGGGCCGGCGGGGCGGGCGGCGCGGCGGCCGGGCGGCGGCAGUACGCGGGUGUGUGCGAGCGCGAGUGGUCGCCGUCUUGCGUUGAGAGCGGCGCGGCCGCGGACUGUGAUGCGAGCGCGCCGCCCGCCAUGGCCACGCUCGGCCUCUCCAAGGUGUUCAUUCUCGACAAGUACUUUACUGAGCUGCAGCGGUUUUGGGAGACGGAGAAGAAGCUGCAAGACGCGUCGUCUUCCAACGAGGCGGUGCACCUACAGCGGCGCCUGCUGUGCCUGAGCUCGGACCUCGUGUCGCUGCGGAACCACCUGCUGGUGGGCGCCGGGAGCGCGGGGGGCGCGGGGCAGCCCGCCGUGCCCCCGCGCGCCCCGCACCUUCUGCCGCCGCCCCCUGCAGCGCAGCCACCCGCGCCCCCCGCGCCGCCCGCGCCGCCGGCACCCUCACCAGAGAGUCGCUGGCCGCAGUCGAAGCAGGCGGCGGGGGGCGCGGUGGGCGCAGGGGGCGCGGUGGGCACAGGGGGCGCGGGCGCGGGGGGCGCGGCGGCCGACGUGGAGGACCUCAUCCACCUGCGCGGGCCGCUGACGGAGGACGCCGUGGUCCGCGCCCUGCAGGCUCGCUUCUACCACAACAAGUUCUACACCAUGAUCGGGCCCGUGCUGGUGGCGGUGAACCCGUACACGGACGCGUGCAACGCGCUGACGCUGACGGCGGCGCGCGCGCAGCGGCCCGAGCUGGCGCGCCUCGUGGCCGACGCCGUGCGCCACCAGGCCGACACGGGCUACCCGCAGGCCAUCAUCCUGUCGGGCGUGGCCGGCUCCGGCAAGACGUACGCGUCCAUGGUGCUGCUGCGGCGCCUGUUCGACGUGGCGGGCGGCGGGCCCGAGACCGACGCCUUCAAGCACCUGGCCGCCGCCUUCACCGUGCUGCGCGCGCUCGGCACCGCCGCCACGCCCGCCAACUCGCACUCCAGCCGCAUCGGCCACUUCAUCGAGGUGCAGGUGACGGACGGCGCGCUGUACCGCACCAAGAUCCACUGCUACUUCCUGGACCAGACGCGCGUGGUCCGCCCGCCGGCGUCCGAGCGCAACUACCACAUCUUCUACCAGAUGCUGGCGGGGCUGGCGCCCGACGAGCGCGCGCAGCUUCACCUGGAGGGCUACUCGUCGCAAGACCUCAGGUACCUGGCGGCGGUGCACCCGCGGCGGCCCGAGCCCGAGGACGCGGCGCGGUUCCACGCGUGGAAGACCUGUCUCGUCAUACUCGGCAUACCCUUCCUGGACGUCGUGCGCGUGCUGGCCGCCGUGCUACUGCUCGGCAACGUGCAGUUCGCGGAGGCCGGCGACGGCUCGGCCGAGCCCGCCAGCGAAGCCGAGCUGGCCGCCGCCGCCGCGCUGCUGGGCGUGGCGGCCCCCGCCCUGCUGCGCGGCUUGGUAUCGCGCGCCGCGCCCCGCCGCGCCGCGCGCGCCCCCGCCACGCCGGCCGCGGCGGCGGCGGCGCGCGACGCGCUGGCCAAGGCGCUGUACUGCCGCACCGUGGCCACCAUAGUGCGGCGCGCCAACUCGCUGAAGCGGCUGGGCUCCACGCUGGGCACGCUGUCGUCGGACUCCAACGAGUCGGUGCACAACCAGGACGCGGCGUCGCGGCGCACGUCGUCGGCGGGCGGCAGCGCGGGCGGGGGCGCGCGCAGCCGCGCGGGGGCGCGCUCCAUGGCGGCGCUCAACGACGCCGUGCGCCACGCCACGGACGGGUUCGUGGGCAUCCUGGACAUGUUCGGGUUCGAGGACGCGGCGCCCAGCCGCCUGGAGCACCUGUGCGCCAACCUGUGCGCGGAGACCAUGCAGCACUUCUACAACACGCACGUGUUCAAGUCGUCGGCCGAGUCGUGCCGCGAGGAGGGCGUGUCGUGCGCGCUGGAGGUGGAGUACGUGGACAACGUGCCGUGCAUCGACCUGGUGUCGUCGCUGCGCGGCGGCCUGCUGGCGGCGCUGGACGCCGAGUGCGCGGCGCGCGGCUCGCCCGACCACUACGUGGCCCGCAUCAAGGCCGCGCACAGAGGCCACCCGCGGCUGGCGGAGGCGCGCCCCCCGCACCCGCGCCGCUUCGCCGUGCGGCACUACGCCGGGGAGGUGGCGUACGACGCCGCCGACUUCCUCGAGGCCAACCGCGACGCCGUACCCGACGACUUACUCGCCGCCUUCGACACUAGAACCUGCGAGUUCGGGUUUGCGACGCAUCUAUUUGGAGCAGAGCUGAAGGCGCUGAGUGCCCAGGGCGGGCCGACGGGCGGCCAGUUCCGCGCGUCGCCGACCGUGGCGGCGGCGCUGGACGCGGCCAGCGCCAGCACGCUGACGCAGGACUUCCACACGCGCCUCGACAACCUGCUGCGCACGCUGGUGCACGCGCGCCCCCACUUCGUGCGCUGUCUGCGCGCCAACUCGCAGGAGACGCCCAUGCUCUUCGAGCGCGCCGCCGUAGCCAAACAGGUCCGCGCGCUGCAAAUCUUGGAGACGGCUCAGUUGAUGGCGAGCGGCUACCCGCACCGCAUGCGGUUCCGCGCGUUCAGCGGCCGCUACCGCGCACUAUGGCGGCGCGGCGCCGAGCGCGAGUCGGGCGCGGCGUGCGCCGCCGUGCUGCGCGCCGUGCAGGCGGCCGCGGCGCCGCCCGCGCCCGCCUCGCCCGCCGCCGUGCGCUGGGCGCUCGGCAAGAGGCACGUCUUCCUCAGCGAGGGCAUGCGCCAGGUGUUGGAGAGAAUGCGGCGCGCCAGGCGCCAGGCCGCCGCCGAGUGCAUCCAGGCGGCGUGGCGCCGGCACCGCGCGCGCGCCGCCCGUCUGGCGCCCCCGGCGCCGGCGCCCGCCUCGCUGGCGCCCGCCCGCCCGCGCCCGGCGCCCAUCGCCGGCACUCCGCCCCCGGAGCCCGGGGACAAGUGCGACCCGACACUAGUGAAACGAACGUGCUCGCUGUUUGGCCUAGACCUGGAGCGCCCCCCGCCGCUGCCGCCGUCGCGCGCGUACACGGUGGCGGGCGGCGUGAAGCUGGGCUACCCGCAGUCGCGCACGGUGGGCGCGGACUGGGUGGCGGGCGGCGUGGCGCUGCGCGCGGGCGACGUGGUGGUGGCGGUGGGCGCGGCGCGGCGCGGCUGCGUGGCCGUGCAGGCGCGGGGCCGCACCGUGUGCGUGCCGCACCACGUGCUGGCGCCCGCGCGCGCGCGCCCCCCGCCGCCGCCCGCGCCCGCGCCCCCGCAGCCGGCGCCCCCGCAGGCCGCGCCCCCGCCGCCGCCGGCCCUCGCCUGACGGGCCCCGUCUGCUCCGGCCCGCGUCGACGUUCAUUAUUCAUCGUCCGGUGCCGGGUGUAAAUAGCGAUUAGAUUUAAGUAUGUAUUUAAUAUUGAAAUAGUUCACCGAGUUACGACGCACAAAUAAAACUAGAACCAUUAAAGUUAGUGCGCCUAAUGUAGAAAUUAAUAAAACGAUGUCAAUGGAAUGGCGACAGUGACAUGAACAAUUGAACAUGUUCCAUGACUGCAGUAGUGACCGGUCGAGGCACAGCUCCCGUAACAUGAUGCGCAGACUCCUUCGUUGAAAAAUGAUUGUAAGUUUAUAGUUCCUGCGUCGCAGGCAGGCAAUACUUAAACUUUAACAACGAACUAUGCUGUGUUAUAGCGCUACACUAAAGUCUGAUACACGACGUAGCGACGUACUGCUAUCGUCACAUAUAGUAUGUACGUCGUAGGUAUGUAACUCGUUAAUUGUAUGCGACGUAUACUCAACAGAAAUGUGUAUAUUGUAUUUAUAGUCCCGGUACCUUCCACGGGACUUCCAUUCCACAACAUACAACUAUUUUUACUAUGGAUUUAGGAAACUGUGGCCAUGAUCAAAUAUUCCAAGAAAUUGAAUAAAAUCAUGUGCAGCAGCCAGUGCUAUUGCAGUCAACUACUGGCAAAGACGACUUGUCUAGUACGUUGGGAGAGCGCAGUGAAUGUGUGAAGGUGAACAUGUAGGCAAACAAAGGUGUUAUGUGUCGCUCGCGUCGCUACACGCCACGCGGGCGAACUUGCCAACCAGAGUCUGAUUAAUAAUAAAUAUACUUACUUAUUAUGUAACCUACUAUACUUAUAAUGUGAAACAUUCGAUUUAAUGUAUAACUUCGACAAAAGGUACAAAUAAAAUUAUAUUUCAAAAAAAUCA